AUGGACUAUCGUCGCGGAGAUGAAUUAGGUGAAAUUCCACCCUACUGUCCAUCAUCUGCCGCAUACAGUGCCACCGUCACAUUCGACACUUGUCGUAUCCGACUUGCAAAUUUAGUUUUGAUGUGGUUAUUCGAACUAUUUGGAAUUUUAUGGGUUAUAGCUCGUUGCAUGGGUAAAUGGCCUAAAGGUAAUAGAAAUUCAAAUUUAACGAUUGAUGGAGAGUUUGAGAAUCUUGAUGAUCCAGAUGUUGAUAGUGAAGAUGAAUUAGCAGCGGAGAAGAUAAGAAAUGGAAAAAAUGGUAAAAAGAGGGGUAGUAGCCGUAAUAGGAGAGGAAUACGUUAUAUACAAGAGUCUAAAGAUGCUGCUGUUAUUGGGGGGCGGCGACAAUUAGAAGUGCCAUAA
Messenger RNA from Racocetra persica, 402 nucleotides. The record is from the annotation of a GenBank genome assembly. Lineage: Eukaryota; Fungi; Glomeromycota; Glomeromycetes; Diversisporales; Gigasporaceae.